Molecule: messenger RNA, 1782 nt
Organism: Microthlaspi erraticum
Lineage: Eukaryota; Viridiplantae; Streptophyta; Magnoliopsida; Brassicales; Brassicaceae
Source: the annotation of a GenBank genome assembly
AUGGUUCUCGUUGAGGAACUCUCCGACGUAUCAACUUCACAUGAAGAAAAUGAAGCUUACUCAUCCUCCUACGAUGAUGAUGACCAAUCUUUAACCCCAUCCAUGGUCUUCGACCAAAUCAUGGGACCCACUGUGACGCUUCCAUCUCACGAACACCCUUUACACACCCACGGUAGCAGCAACGGUCACUGCGACGGUUGUCCUGAACUUAGAGACAACGGUCUCAACGGCUACAACUGCCAUACAUGCGGCUUCACCGUCCACAAAGAAUGUGCUGAGUCAUCACCAGAAAUCAACCAUCCUUCUCACCAGAGACAUUCUCUAACACUCCUCACACAUGGCUUGCCACUAGUAGCUCAGGACGAUAAAUGCCGUCUAUGUGGGGAAAAUCUUGGUAAACUAGUCUAUCACUGUUCCAUCUGUAAUUUCAGUUUAGAUCUACUUUGUGCUCGAAACCCUCUUGAGCUAGUAGUUUACUACCGUAAAGGCCAUGAACAUACACUCACUCUCAUGCCAAGGCUCAUACGCUUCACUUGCAAUGCAUGCGGUCUUGAAACGGAUCGAUCUCCUUACGUUUGUCCUCAGUGUGAUUUCAUGAUCCAUGAAGAUUGUAUAUACUUACCACGUGUCAUAAGCAUUAUACGUCACAAGCAUCGUAUCUCUCGCAGUUAUUUUCUUGGUAUUGGAGAUUGGAUAUGCGGAGUUUGUAGAAGAAGAAUAGAUGGUAGAUAUGGAGCGUAUUCUUGCACGAUAUGUUCGGAUUAUGCUGUUCAUUCAAAAUGCGCCACGAGGAGGGACGUGUGGGAUGGGAGAGAGCUUGAGGACGUGCCAGAAGAAGAAGAUGAAUGUGAAGAACCUUUUAGGGUUGUGAGUGAUGGAGUGAUAAAUCACUUUAGCCAUCGAGAGCAUGACUUAAGACUUGAGUAUGGUCUUACGAAUAUUAUCCACGACGAAGAUAUACGUUGUAGAGCGUGUGUACGUCCGGUUUAUUCUAAUCCAUUCUACGAGUGUAAGCAAUGUGAUGAUUUCAUUCUCCAUGAAACAUGCGCAAACCUUCCUCGGAAGCAACGUCAUGUGCUACACAACCAUCAACUGACUCUAUGUACUGAUGAUAGCAUCGUCAUGGAUUUUCCGAUGACACGUGGAAUAUUCUUAUGCUCUGCUUGUGACCGGCUGUGCAGCGGUUUCAGGUACGAAUGUUGUGAUAUCAAAUUAGAUGUACGUUGCGGUUCCAUAUCCGAACCGUUUCUCUACGAAUGCCAUCCACAUCCUUUCUUCCAAACUUCACUAGAUAGCAAGAUUUGCGUGGUUUGCAAGGAAGAGUCAAGUUAUGUUCUUACUUGUAUGGAUUGCGACUUUGUUUUGGAUUUCAAGUGUGCUACUCUACCAUAUACAGUAAGGUACAAAUGCGAUAAGCAUCCUCUCAAGUUAUGCUACGAUGGAGAUAAGGACAUUACCGGUACUUACUGGUGCGAGAUAUGCGAGAAAGAAAUGGAUCAGAGGAUAAUGUUUUACACUUGUGAAAGUUGUGGUCCGACUAUUCAUAUUGAUUGUGUACUCGGAGACUUCAGGUAUGUGAAGCCUCGGAUGUGUUUUGAGUUCAAUGGAAAGAAAUGGAAAGUGGCUUUGAAUGGUGUAAAUCGACCAGGAUGUUACAAGUGUGGCUUUCGUUGUAAGGGACCUUUUGUUGUGGUGAGUGUAGACUAUGAUGAUUCUUAUGUUUGUUCUCUUUUAUGUCUAUGGAAAGGAGAGACGCUUGUAUUCGAUAGUAUAAGAGAUUGA